Gongylonema pulchrum is the source of this 285-nucleotide messenger RNA. Lineage: Eukaryota; Metazoa; Nematoda; Chromadorea; Rhabditida; Gongylonematidae. The record is from the annotation of a GenBank genome assembly.
AUGCUUGAAGGAGCGGAAGAGCCGGGCGCAGUGAUUCCGGAAGCGGUACCUGCCGUUCUCGACCAUGAAACGCCAACAGGUCAGACGGUCCCUGAAACAGGUGCCACAGUCCCCGAAGAUAUGCUACCCUCAGUGGAUCCUGCCUCAGCACUUGAUUCAGAAGCGAAAAAUUCGGAAAAUCGAUUAUCGAUGAUCGAUCCAACGACUCCUGCUGCUGUUCCUGCAGCACCGUCGAUUGAUGCCGAAAAAGGGAACCCGGAAUUGAUUGAUAAUUUGGUAAGCUGA